Sipha flava (yellow sugarcane aphid) is the source of this 1684-nucleotide messenger RNA. It is a transcript of the gene U4-U6-60K, whose product is annotated as U4/U6 small nuclear ribonucleoprotein Prp4. Gene Ontology annotation, cellular component: U4/U6 x U5 tri-snRNP complex. Gene Ontology annotation, molecular function: U4 snRNA binding; protein binding; U6 snRNA binding. Bases 90 to 1616 code for a protein of 508 amino acids. NCBI's taxonomy places the organism in Eukaryota, Metazoa, Arthropoda, Insecta, Hemiptera, Aphididae. The record is from RefSeq and is a predicted model, not a curated record. The transcript has 9 exons. Gene Ontology annotation, biological process: mRNA splicing, via spliceosome.
CUGUGUUUAUUUACCGACGAAUGAUAACAUUCCAAUUGGCUUGUUUAGAGUUUGAAAACAAAAACGUUUGAAAACGAAAGUUUGGCAUCAUGUCGGACGAUGAAGAAAUUACUUACGUUAAAAAACCCAAAACGAUUCACUAUGGUUCAUUGGAAGACCAAGAGAGAUUGCGUUUAGCGUCAUUGAGUACCAUCGAAAAUGAUGGCGAACAGAAAGCUGUUGGUGGAAACAUUAAUGUGUCCAAUGAAUAUUUCGAUUUGGAGGAUGCCAUAUCUAAAGACAAACAGGCUUUACUUGAAGAAUUUGAACGCAAGAAGAAAGCUCGUCAUGUGCAAGUUUCUACCGAUGACGAUGAAGUUAAGAAAAACCUUAGACAACUUGGACAAGCCAUUUGCUUAUUUGGAGAAGGUCCCGCUGAAAGAAGGAAUAGAUUACGUGAACUGCUUUCAAGAGUUGGAGAAGAUGUUGUCACCAAAAAACCAGAAGAAGAAAGAGAAAAACGUCAACAAAUUAAAGAUCAAGACACGACAUGGUAUCACGAAGGACCACCAUCAUUGUUAGAUGCGCGCUUAUAUAUUGCAGAUUACUCAUUAUUAAGAUCACAUUUUCGUUUGGAAAAAUUAAGAGAAGAAGCCAGUAUACCAGAAUCAACACUUACAGCCCGUUUACAAGAUCUACAUAAAUACACAACGUCACUUUCUAUUUAUUGCAGUCAAAUUGGUGAUACUAGACCGAUAUCAUACUGCCGGUUCAGCCCAGAUUCACAAUUUAUAGCCACAUCAUCUUGGAGUGGUUUAUGUAAACUAUGGUCAGUUCCAGAUUGCUCAUUAGUCAAAACAUUUAGAGGACAUAAUUGUAAUGUAUGUUCCAUAACAUUUAAUCCACAUGCGGGUACCGCAGAAAAUGUCUGUGAUCUCGUAUCUUGUGCUAGUGAUGGUUCUGUUAAAUUGUGGGCUAUAGAUAGUAAAAAAGAAGAACCUGUAGCAGAUCUAGAAGGUCAUGCACCAUUCAGAGUGUCAAGAGCUGUUUUUCAUCCUUCCGGUCGAUUUUUAGGUACUUGUUGUUUUGAUAAUUCUUGGCGGUUAUGGGAUUUAGAACAAGCAGAAGAAGUUCUCCAUCAGGAAGGACAUUGUAAACCAGUUUAUUGUAUGUCCUUUCAAUGCGAUGGUUCAAUUGUUGCGACUGGAGGUUUGGAUGCUUUUGGCCGUGUCUGGGAUUUGCGAACAGGAAGAUGUAUUAUGUUUAUGGAAGGUCACUUGAAAUCUAUAUACAGCAUUGACUUUUCUCCUAAUGGUUAUCAAUUGGCUACUGGUAGUGAAGAUAAUACAUGUCGAAUUUGGGAUGUUAGGAAAAGAGCUUGUCUGUAUACAAUCCCUGCACACAUGAGUUUAGUUUCUGGAUUGCGAUAUCAACCAGAAGGUGGUCAUUUUAUAGUCACAUCAUCAUAUGAUAACACAAUUAAGAUUUGGGCGAAUAAAACAUGGCAAAUGUUAAAAACACUAUCUGGUCAUGACAACAAAAUAAUGGGAGUGGAUGUAUCUCCAGAUUCCAAAUAUAUAGCUUCUUCUUCAUACGACAGAACAUUUAAAUUAUGGGCACCUGAAUAUUCCACAUAAUUUUUGAGUUUAAAUAAAAUUAAGAUGUAAUUUUAUAUUUAUUAAAAUAUUAUAAAUUAUUAAACAUA